Rubroshorea leprosula is the source of this 3632-nucleotide messenger RNA. The record is from the annotation of a GenBank genome assembly. Lineage: Eukaryota; Viridiplantae; Streptophyta; Magnoliopsida; Malvales; Dipterocarpaceae.
CCUCAUCUGUGCUCAGUUCUCUCACAAACACCAUCUCUAUUUGUCUCUCAGGAUUCUCUUGCGUUUGUUAUCUUUCUGUGUGGCUAAGCAUUUUAGGAUUAGAUCUGAGUUUAAUUGUGCUAGCCAUUUUUCUCUGAUUCUCUGAGCAUAAUGGCUGAACUUGCCCUCAACUUCGUCAGCCCAAUCAUAAAGACUGCAGUUUCUAAAGCAUUUUCAUUUGCUGCUGCACAAAUCAGCACGGCAUGGGGUCUGGAGAAGAAGCUGGGGAAGCUUGCUCAAAAACUGACUAUGAUACAAGGAUUGCUUCAAGAUGCUGAAGAGAGGCAAGAAAGCAAUCCAGCCAUAAGGAGUUGGUUACAGCACCUCACAGAUGUAGCUUAUGAAGCGGUGGAUGUACUGGAUGAGUACGAGUAUGAGGUUCUUAAGCACAAAGUUCAGACUCAAGGCCGAAAGAUGAAAAAGGUGCGCACUUUCUUUGGUGUUUUCAAUCGCACUGCCUUUCGUCUUAGCAUGGCUGAUAAGAUUAGGACAAUUAAUAAGGAUCUGGAUGAAAUCAACAACCAAGGGGUUUUGUAUCUGUCAAUCAGAUUUAGUGACCAAUGUCAUUCCACUGCUGGUGCAAGGCAAUAUCCUGAGACAGAUCCCAUCCCUGAUUGUUCCAAAUUUGUAGGAAGGCAUAAUGAUGUCUUAGAAAUUGUCAAGAAGCUGGAUAACAUAAGGAGUCAACAUAUCCUCUCUGGCAUUUCAAUAGUAGGCUUUGGGGGCAUAGGCAAGACAACAUUAGCGAAGUCAAUAUGUAGUAUGGUAAAAGAACAAAAGUUGUAUGACCUGGUGGCUUGGGUUUGUGUGUCUGAGGAAUUUGAUGAAAAAAUAAUAUUAGGAGAUAUGUUAGAAUACCUUGGUAGCUCUGUUGGUCGAAAGAAUAAUAUAGGUGCACUUAUUCAGGAACUUGGACAGAAGUUAGAAGAUAGAAAAUUUCUUCUAGUUCUUGAUGACUUGUGGAAUGAAGAUAGAGGCAAGUGGGAUAGUUUCAAUUCUCGUUUGUUAAAAAUUUUAAAAACCAAUGGAAACUCCAUUCUUGUGACUACUCGUAGUGAUAAGGUAGCAUCCAUAAUGGAGGCACUUCCAAUGCAAAAACAUGAUAUGGUAAAGCUAUCAGAUCAUGAAUGUUGGUUGAUAAUUGAGGACACAGUUCUCAGAUCAUCAACAGAAACUUCAAUACCUUUGGAUUUAGAAGGUAUUGGACAAGAAAUUGCCAAAAAAUAUGAUUUAAUUCAACUUUGGGUGGCUCAGGGGUUUGUUCACAAAUCUAAUGAAAGCCUUGUGGAAAUGGAGGAUAUUGGUAAGGAGUAUUUCAAGGAGUUGUUAUCAAAUUCUUUAUUCCAAGAUAUUGGAUGGGAUUUGUAUGGGAAUAUUGAAUCUUGCAAAAUGCAUGAUCUAGUGCAUGAUCUUUCAUUGCUUGUUUCAAAAGGUAAGACCUUGGUUUGGGAUACUAGCUGCAAUUCUGAUGUUCAGAAGUGUAGUACUAUUCGACAUUUGAGAGUCAAGUCCAAGGGACAGGAUCUUCCAAGAAGUGUUGCUCAAAGGCUGCAUUCUUUGUUUUCAAAUGUUGAUUUUUUUUGUAGCAUGGCGUCAGAUCUCAAAAGCUUGCGAUCCUUGAAAUUAGAGGGAGGUUGGAAAAAGUUGCCAGCUUCUCUUGGCAAAUUGAAGCAUUUGAGGUACCUUGACAUCUCAAAAACUUUUGUCAGAACACUACCAAAAUCCUUCUCCAAGCUCUAUAAUUUGCAGACUUCAAAAUUUCCUGACGAUGAUACUCUUAAAACUCUCAUCACCUGGAGGCCUGUCUAUGAUGAUCGUCCAAGGGAUAUAUCUAUCAUGCAGUUAACUUCCCUUCGAACAUUAUCACAUUUUGCUGUGGGCACAAAAAAGGGACGCCGGAUUGAAGACCUUGGAUGCUUAAGCCAACUUGGAGGAAAACUAGAGAUUUGGAAGCUUGAACAUGUCAGAUCUCAAUUGGAAGCUUCUAAAGCAGAGCUGAAAGAAAAGGCAAAAUUGCAUCAAUUGAAAUUAUGCUGGAGUAGUGGCUAUGAAGGAGCAGUCAACAACAAAGAUGAAGAAGUUCUAGAAAGCCUUCAACCUCAUUCAAAUUUGAAAAGCCUCACUAUUUAUGGUUACAAAGGAAAGAUGUUCCCAUCUUGGAUGGGGAAUGAUGUCAAUGGUUCUGGUUCUUCAUUCCUUCUUGACAACAUGGUGGAGUUGGAGUUAACUUAUUGCAAUGAGUGCACGUGUAUUCCGAAUUUGGGACUAUUGCCUUUUCUCAAGGUCCUUUACAUUGGAAAAAUGGGAAAUGUCAGAAGAAUGGGCCACAAGCUUCAGCUUGGUGGAGGAGAAUCAAUCAAAUUGUUCCCAGCUUUGAAAACACUCACUGUAGAGUACAUGCGAAGGCUAGAAGAAUGGGUUGAAGUUGUUGAGGAUGCAGCUGUAGGGAGCCAAGGUGUGAUCGUGUUUCCUUGCCUUGAGCAUGUGAAGAUUUCUAAUUGUCCUUGGUUGGAGACUUGGCGGAUGGGUGGAUUUUCAUCUCAUCAUAAGCUCUCUUGGCUGGAGAUAUGGUGCUGUCAGAAACUGAUGGCUAUCCCUAGUUUAGAUGGGCUCUCAACUCUUAAAGAUUUUUGUCUCGUGGACAAUAAUGGAUUAACAAGUCUACCAAUUGGGCUUGUAUCUUGCAUCUCUUUUCAGUUCUUGCGAAUUGAAAGUUGCCGAAAUCUGAACUUCCCAAGUAUAAAUGGGUUUACAUCUCUUGAACACGUCCGCCUUUCUCGUUGCGAUGGAUUAAGGUGUCUUCCAAUUGGGCUGGACUCUUGCAUUUCAUUGCAGAAGUUGGAAAUUGGAAAUUGCCCUAAUUUAAUUUCCAUUUCUGACGAUAUCAAGAAAUUGCGUUCUCUCAAUAUUCUUGUAAUAGCACAUUGCAAAAAUCUAAGGAGCCUUCCAGAGGAGUGGCUAGAUAGCCUCACCCGCUUGAAGAAUUUACGCCUUGGUCCUUUUUGUUCGGAGUUGGAGGAAUUCCCAGGAUUGACCUCCAUUCAUCAAUUCCAUCCCUCGCUUGAAUUAUUGGACUUGUCCGGAUGGGAUAAACUAAAGUCUCUGCCACAUCAGCUUCGACAUCUCACUGCCCUCAAGGAAUUAAGGUUAAGGAAUUUCAAUGGCCUGGAAGCUUUGCCAGAGUGGUUGGGAGACUUCUCUUCUCUUCAUCAGCUGGAGAUUGGGAAAUGCUCUGAUUUGACUCAUCUGCCUUCUAUUGAAGCCAUGCGAGGCCUCUGCAACUUAAAAUAUCUUACAAUUGUGGAUUGUCCGAAAUUGAAGAAAAGAUGCGCCAAAAAGAGGGGCCCCGAAUGGUCCAAGAUCUCCCACAUUCCCAAUAUCAACAUACAGGGGAAGAACGUGCAGGGGAAAUACCAACAUCCCUCCAGUGGUAUGUUUAAUUUGUGGAACCCUAAUCCCUUCAUUCCACAUCAUUUAAGUAUUAUGCUAAUCAGAAAUUUAACGGCUGUAAAGCAUUUCUUUUUAAUCUUUUACUUUGGAAAAAAAACACGUCCUCUCCUCUAAAACAUAUUAUGUUAUUCAAAUAAUCAAGU